Eutrema salsugineum is the source of this 2597-nucleotide messenger RNA. RefSeq lists its product as uncharacterized. The transcript is spliced from 2 exons. Gene Ontology annotation, biological process: defense response to other organism. The record is from RefSeq and is a predicted model, not a curated record. Lineage: Eukaryota; Viridiplantae; Streptophyta; Magnoliopsida; Brassicales; Brassicaceae. The coding region runs from base 161 to 2377 and encodes 738 amino acids.
AACAAAACUAUAAUAACUGUUUAGUUCUUUUUCUUCUCUCAAGUCUCCUUCAUAAUUUGCCCAUUUGGCAAUUGACUGAAGUUGCAAAGGAGACGCAGAGGGAUUGCUUCUUCUCCGGGGAAACAGAUUGUGUGCUGAGAAGAAAGCGUUUUGAGGCGUCAUGGUUUCCGAGGAGCAGACGCAGACACAGGCGGAUAAUAAGCCAGUUGAUCCAUAUCCAGAGGAGAAAAUCCAUUCAUUCCUUGAAAUCGUGAACAGUUUGCAAGAGACAGUUAGUAAAUCUCUGGGAGAGGGAGGAACACUGAGGAAGCAUAGGAGUGCUGGUCCUGAGCUCGCUCAGGCUCAUGCCCCAGAGAAGGCUCUGAACAAACUGUUAAGUCUCCAGUAUCCUAAGAAGAAUACGGAGGAACUGCAUAUCUCUAAGCUGCAACGUAAUCUCCGUUUGCUCAGGGAGGAUGUAGUUAAGCUGCAAGAUCUUCGCAGCGAAGUUGCAGAGGAGGUGAAGAAAUAUAUUACGCCGCUUAAAGAGCUGCUUAAUAAAGUUGCAAAAGAGGAGAAGAAGUCUCCCAAACCUCCGUUGACCAAAGGUAUGAAGAAAGACUUGGAGGUUAUCAACAAGAAGAUCUUUAACCUCAUGUGUCAGGUCCCUUUGCUGCCAAACAAACGCAAGAAAACAGGAGGUUUGGAUUCUGAGGAUGUCGAGAUUAACAGUGGCAAAGGUAUUGUUUGCUUGCAAGGCAUCCAUGCAGAUAAAGACUAUCUAAAAGGAGACGCGGUUUACAGAUACGUGCAAGGCGAGUUUGAGAAGCUUGAUGUUAAAAAGAAGAUCUACCUGCUGAGUUUCGCGGUGUUCCCAGAGAAUCAAGAGGUGAACAGAACGAUGCUGAUGUAUUGGUGGAUCGGGGAGGGCCUUCUGGAUUAUAAAGUCCAACCAGGCGAAGAGAAACCAGAAGAUGUCGUCAAGAAGAUUCUCAAGGAGUUCACGGAUAGAAACUUGAUUGAACCUGUUGAAAACAAAGGCAAAGUGGAGCCAAAUAGCUACAAGAUGAGCCCUUUUGUGCAUUCUUCGGUUGUUCUUAUAUCGCAGGAGAUAGGACUUUUUAAAAUGUAUGAAAAAGGGGAAAAGCCAGCCAUGACAAAAUCAGGCUUGUAUAAGGUUUGCCUCGUGGAAGAGUCUUCAAGCCAAAAAGAAGCAAAAGCUAAAAAAAUGCCGGCAGUGGGCAUCGAAACAGUGUUCAAUGUUUCUGAGAGGUUCCCGGAUUUCACAUUCAAGUGGUUCUCGGAGGAUAAAUCAUCAGGGACCAAGAAGAUCAAUCCUCUAUCAAAAACUACGUAUAAGAUGCUCAAGGUUUUCUAUUUGGGUAGAUGGGAGAGAACAGCGAAGCGCCACAUCGAGGUAGAGAAUCCUGAGCUCAUGAAAUACUUGAAGCAUAUGACGAAACUCAAACUUCUGAGUUUUCAAGGGAUCUCAAGAAUUGAAAGACUUGACGAUGCUGUCUGUAAGCUUCAUGAGCUGAUCAUCUUGGACCUCAGAGCCUGCUAUAAUCUGGAGAAACUUCCAGACAAGAUAGAUUCACUCAAGGCGCUGAUCUACUUGGACAUUACAGACUGCUACAUGAUAGAUCGGAUGCCAAAGAGGUUGUCCUGGCUGGACGACUUGGAGGUUCUCAAGGGCUUUGUGGUUAGUGAUGCUGAAGAGGAAACGGUCUGCACUCUAAAGGAGUUGAGUCACUUGAAGAAGCUGAGAAAGCUAACCAUUACAAUAAACAAAGGAGGUUUCACUGUAGAUGAUCUGUUCAUGGCUAUUAUUAAUUUUGAGAGUCUAGAAAAGCUAAAAGUUGCUUGGGGAGGUAUAAAUAAACGUCCAGAGAACAAGGAAAAGGUCAUAGCUGGUGGAAAGAAGCAGGAAAAAAAGGAUGAGGGCGAAGAUGGAGGAAACAAGCAGGAAGGUAAAGACGAGGUAACCGCUCCUGCGGAUACAAAGAAACAGCAAGGGAUGUUGGAAAGAGCGGUGACCAGGAUCUUCGGUGAUAAGAAAGAUUCCGGAAAACCAGGUAUUCCCACUACAUUGAAGAAACUGGACCUGCAGUGUUUUCCUGAUCCAGAUCUUCCCACUUGGCUUAGGCCUAAUCAGCUACAAAAUCUGGAAAAACUCUACAUUAAAGGAGGAACGGAACUUACCGGAUUCGGAGAAUUACCUGCGGGACCAUCAUGCAGAGUUAAGGUAUUACGUCUGAAGUUUCUUCCCAAGCUAAAAGUGGAGUGGAGGGACCUGAGCAAAAAGUACUUUCCAAAUCUGGAAUUCUUGGAGAAGUAUCAGUGCCCUAACGUUAGUUUCUGCCCCUGCGAUGGAAUUGGAAUAUGGCGCAAGCCCUGAAACACAUCAAGUGUAAGCAGCUCAGAACUGCGAGUUUAUCUCUUUUCUCAAGUUUUCUUUCCUUUUGGUUUGUUGUUGUUGUUGUUGUUGUGUGUUGCUUUCUAAGAUGUUUUGCUGAUUUGGCUUUCAAGUGUUGUUGUUGUUGUGUGAACAUUUGAAUAAAGGAGUUUGGAGUGUUUGAUUUGCUUAUUCUGUGACUGUUAUAUAUGUGUUCUAAUAA